This is a messenger RNA of Xenopus laevis (African clawed frog), 2270 nucleotides long. RefSeq lists its product as uncharacterized. The record is from RefSeq and is a predicted model, not a curated record. The coding region runs from base 200 to 1003 and encodes 267 amino acids. The transcript is spliced from 4 exons. Lineage: Eukaryota; Metazoa; Chordata; Amphibia; Anura; Pipidae.
CGACCAAUAUGGCGCUGCCAUUGUACAGUCCGCUCAUGUCUUGACUGGGGGGAGGGCGAUCAAAAGAGAGAGAGGCAGUGGCACAUGGGCGGGGAGGGGCUUGUUGCGGGAACAAGGAGUGAACCUCUGGGAUAGAACUGUAACUUUGUGCCAUAAAGUUGCAUCCAGUACUAGUGCAGAAUUCUCCAUCGUUUCGGCCAUGGGUCGUGUCUCGCCGCUGGUAUCUCUGCUUGUCAGUACAGGGCUCCUGUUUCUGCCUCUGUGUUUUGCCUCGGAGAAUCAAUGGGUGGCCGUGUCUUCUGCUAUAGAGAUCUGUGGCUUUACGUGCAACCAGUACGGAGUUUAUCAGCUGGAUCGUGUCCCUCCUGCCCCCAUCUUGGAAUUUAUUUGCCCUGACAAAUCAGCACGUGCAUUCGUGAGAAUCUACGACCCAUACAAUGAGCGCGUUUUAGUUAAUGAGACCUCCGGCUGCUGCCUCAUUGGAAAUGCUCAGAGAUCAGACACUGGUGACUAUGCACUGGAAUGGUCUGGGAAGGACAACUGGAUCCGAACAACAACAUGCCGGGUUAUGGACCCAGUCUCUGUGUCCAACAUCACUACCAACCGCAGCGGAGAAACUGUGAGUGUGAGUGUUUCCUACAGUGGAGAGGAGGCCACAGUUCAGUGGACGUGGAAUGGAGGAGCCCUGCCUGAGAGACACCAGCUGAGUGACAGUAACAAGACUCUCACUGUACCCAGUACUGACACUGGUACAUUCACUGUCCUUGUCUCCAACCCAGUGAGUAGAAGCAGCACUGAGUACAAUGUGACACUGCCAGCUAAAGAAUCAGAAUCACAGUCUAAAACUGGGAUGAUUGUUGGAAUUCUUUUUGGUUUCCUUCUGUUUUUUGUCACCUGUGGAAUGGUUUAUUGGAUAGCGACAAGGAAAAAGCAAAAGACAAACAGAUGUCAAUAUCCCAAGGGAAUGUGCUGGAAAUGGCAGAGCUGUGAGAGUGUUAUAUGAAUUAUGUAAUAAUAUAAUUGUAGUUAUAACUUUAGCAAUAACCUUUACUUAUAUUAUCGAGUGGCCUGUUGCAUUGAAGUCUAAGGUUUCUGAGAUUAUUCCAGAAUAAUCUGAUGCUAAAAAGCGUUCGAGCUGCAGUGAAUCAAGCAUCGCUAUCCCUGUGCCUUUCUUUGCCAUUUUAUUUGUGAAACCAAUUUUUUGGAAGGUACUUUUUAAAAUGGCAAAAUAUUAUGGUCCAAGUUCCCAGUAGCCACAGGUCAUUUCAACCCAAAAUGUGAGACUGUGAGGCAGGUGAACAAACGAUGCAGUUACUGGAAUGUUCUUCAUACAAAUCUGCCCAAAUAUCUACGGAUCUAAUCAAUCCACUGAUAUUUGCUAGUAUUGGUCAGUUUAAUGGUGGGCCACACACUAGCUGGACUGUUUGAUUUUACCCUCAGACAGUAGCUAGAUUUUAUAAUGAGGGUGGAUCCCUGCAGUUCUAUCAGUCGCCGACCCAACUGCAUUGUUUUUUUUUUACUGGACCAAUAGCUAUCUCAACAAGUUUUAGAUAAGGGGGUUCUUUUUUCUCGACCCCUGUGCCUGUCUCUUUAGUGGUACCAUAACUUUGGCAAUUCCACUUAAAAAUUAGUGGUUACUUUUUUUACUUGAAAAGCAGGGUCUGGCAGUUAAACUUAACUAACCGCCUCACUCACCAAUUAAAGGAGAAGGACAGGCUAAAAUUAAGAAGGCUUUUUCAGAAAGGUCUAUAAUAAAUACAUUGGUAAACCCUCAAAGUAAUGCUGCUCUAAAAAGAAACACCACAUUUCUUUCCUUCUAUUGUGUACUCAUGGGCUUCUGUAUCAGACUUCCUGUUUUCAGCUUAAACCUCCAGGGCUUGGGCUUGAGCAUGCUCAGUUUGCUCCUCUCUCACUCCUCCUAUCCCUACUGUAAUCUGAGCCCAGAGCUAUUAGUGACCAGGGAGAGACUCAGGCAGGAAGUGAUGUCACACCAAGCUAAUAUGGCAGCUGCUAUCCUAAACAAACAGAGAGCUUCCAGAGCUGUUUACUCAGGUAUGGUAAAGCAUUCUGCAGAAUAAAUAUAGUGUUAUAGCUUGCACUAUUGUGGCCAAUCUAUUGGCAAUAAACUGCUUCGGUUCUUCUGUAAGAGGGCAACUUUUAUAUUCAGCUUUUAGACAAUUUUAGCAAAAGGUGAAAUGCAUAUAUUAAUCAAGUUCAUCCAUAUGAUCAAAUCGUUUAUACUUUUUUGAUACACCAGGAUAUAAAAAAGC